UGGGAUGUUUCUAGACCGACUUCAGAACAUGAUUUUCUUUCGCUUAACUAACGGCAUAAGAAUAAUGUAGAUGGUGCGCGCCUCUGUAAUUUUGCCAUUUCCAAGGAACCGUGACCCUCACAAGUGAAUCCUCCUUCCGUGAAUUUUAAUUAUUGCGGCUGUAAUGCAAAUGCCGUAAUAAUCGCCGGAAAUAUUCUCGUUUGUUUUUAUUACGUCUGCAGUUUUUGUACAUCUCUGUGCUCAGUCGGAAUUUACCUUUCGGAGGGAAUAAUCAGCGUUCUCGUCGAGUGCUUUCCGCAUAGUGACAUUGGUGCGUUUUUCUGCGUUUUUAGCAACGAAGAAUAUAACUCACAGAUUGAACUAACGCGAUGGGUAGCGACGAUAGCGUGAUUGUACCUCCCGAGGAACAGAUUGAAUCCGAUUUGGAGCAUCUGAAAGAAUGGAUGGCGAAACAGCCCCACUUGCCUCUUAUCAAGGACGAAGAAUGGCUUAAAACAUGUCUCUAUAACAACAAAUUCAGCUUGGAGAAGACGAAAUCGAAGCUAGAAAAUUACUACACAUUUCGAAGCAAGUACCCGCAUAUCCUAAAGAACCGAGAUCCAACGGGACCAGACAUGUUAAAGGCACGAGAAUUCAUAAAAUUUGGAUUGGGACAAAAACGAUUGAAGGACGGGUCCCUCGUUUUAUUCAUAAAGUAUUGCAAUCCAAAUGCUUUCGACGCGAAUAUCUACGCCAAGAGGGUAUUCAUGAAUUAUGACAUGAUUGUGCACGACCCUUCAAACCGUCUUACAAGAUUGGUCUCAAUCAUAGAUCUCCAAGAUUUUAGCUCUGUGCAUGCCCUGAAGUUGAUGUCUGUCAUGGGCACCAUAUCCGAAAUCUUUAAUCUGGCGUACGUGUCGAGAACCAAAGCCGUCCACCUGCUGAACUUCCCGUCUUUCGCGUCUCCAUUUCUCGAGGCGAUGAAGAAGUUCUUUCCGGCCAAGAUGACCAGCAGGAUCCGGCCUCACCCGCCCGGGGACAGAACCUUGUUCGAGACCGUCGAUGAGGACGUGGUUUGCAGCGAUUUCGGUGGCAAGGGGCCCACUUUGGCCGAGUUGGAAGAUGAAAUGCAGAAAAAAUUGGAGAAAAUAAGAGGAUGGUUCGAGGAAGAAGAGAAUCUGUGUUCAAACGAGAGCCUGAGGAGGAAAGACUUCAAUCAAGUGGAAGAGAUGAGAGGCUCCUUUAGAAAAUUAGAGGUUGACUAGGGUCCUUCUUCGUCGAGGGUUUUCACCGUCUCUUGACCCAGCAUCGAACGCCACCUUUUGAAUGUUUUUCGGGAGAGAAACAUCGCGGAAAAGGGAAAACGCAUGCCUCUCUGGGUCCAUUUUUGUAUCUUGAAGUUUUUCCCAUCUGCCUUAUUUUACAAGGAAUCAGGAUCUCAGUGGGUACAUGAAUACGAUAAUCUUAGUAGGAUGAACGUACCAUCUCAAUCCCAAACCAUUUUCCCCGCAAUCAUCCUACAGUAAUGUCAGAGAUAUGAACCUCUGUGCGUAUGAUAUAUAAUAAUUUCACUGGGAGUGCUUGUAAUAUCUCAACUUUUGAAUUUAUCUUUUCAUUAUGAACUGAAGGCGCGCAAUCAAUCUGAAAAGAAAAAUUCCCAAUUAUGAAGAAUAUAAUAAAAAAAAAAAUAUGAGUUACUAAGAAAAAAUCAUUAUGACCAUAAGGAUUUUUAAAAAUUUACAACGGAAAUAUUUGUAUGUUUUCUUGUAAAAAAUCACUUACUCGAGGAAACGCCACGGAUUAGUUCAAAAUGGAAAAAAUGAACGGUUAAACUGCAACGGUGUGCAAUUUGGAGAAAAUAGCUAGUCGCCUGGAAAUCCAUGAUCAGUACUCAGUUUUUCAAACUUCAACUUAUCAGAGCCGAAUUGUUUUGUCCAACAAAUUCCAUGGACAUAUCUAUGAUCAAAGGAACUAUGCGCGUAGAGUUUACGUGCAACAUAGUUCCUUUUAGCAUUAAUACAUCCUAAUGGCAGUAUGCUGCACAAAAAUACGUUAAUUGAAUUAAGAGUCCGUUCCUGUAACUCACCCGUCCCCGCGAAAUAUCAACUUUUAAAGUUCGUCGGCGAGUUACGGCGACUCCUGAGGAACAGGAGUUACUUGUAUUUUUACUCGCAGGUGCAGCCACAUGCGACAGCCCUCGCGAAGUUCAAAAACUUGGGAAGAAAGUGUAAGAGUUGCUUCUGCCAAGCCAGCGAGCAACAGGUUCUCAUGGUGAGCUGUUAACAGCUUCAUUCUUUACUUUGUCGAGGUUUCGAUUAAUCAUUUUGUAUAAUAAACACAGCACAAUAAAGUGUCUGCCUGUACUUGGCCGAA
Messenger RNA from Bemisia tabaci, 2352 nucleotides. RefSeq names its product retinol-binding protein pinta. Lineage: Eukaryota; Metazoa; Arthropoda; Insecta; Hemiptera; Aleyrodidae. Gene Ontology annotation, cellular component: membrane. The record is from RefSeq and is a predicted model, not a curated record. Gene Ontology annotation, molecular function: phosphatidylinositol bisphosphate binding.